GAUCUACCUACUUCUUCCCUGUACAGGUACCCAAUGGCUAUGGCAUUACGAUGCUUUAGGCAUCUGCACUCCCUGCUUCAUUGCUCUUCACUCACAGUGGUGAGGCGGCUGCCACAGCCCCCAACACGCUGCACAGCUCUGCUCCUGGAUGGCUGCAGGCACUGUGCCCACCCGCUGCUGCUGGCCAGGCCACUGGCUACCAAAAAAGCUAAAGGUAAAGGGCAGACACAAGCCAAAGUGAACAUCAGUGCUGCCUUGGUUGAGGAUAUUAUCAAUUUGGAGGAAACCAGCGCAGACAUGCAGGCAGUGGUAGAAGCUCUGAAAGAAGAUUUCAACAGAAAUCUCAAUGUCAGAACCUCACAAGGGGCCCUUGACCACAUCAUUGUCACAACAAAAGAUGGGAAGUUUCCACUGAACCAGCUGGGGCAGAUCUCACAGAAGUCCCCUCAGCUCAUUGUAGUGAACAUGAUCAAUUUUCCAGAGAGCACAGCUGCAGCUAUGAAGGCUAUAAGGGAGAGCGGAAUGAACCUGAACCCUGAAGUGGAUGGGACACUAAUUCGGGUGCCAGUUCCUAAAGUAACCAGAGAACACAGGGAGGGCCUGGCCAAGCUCGCCAAGCAGUCCACCAACAAAUCCAAGGAAGCCUUGAGAAAGGUGCGAAGUAAAAGCAUCAACCAGGUGAAGAAGUUCAAGAGCAAAGUGUCUGAGGACACCAUCUGGCUGCUAGAAAAGCAGAUCCAGCAAAUGGCAGACAGUGCUGCAGCAGAGAUGGACAAGCUGCUGGCAGCGAAGACCAAGGAGCUGCUUGGAUAAACACCACGUGUGGACACACUCCCCUUCCAGCAAGAAUGGACUGCCCUGUAUCCGCUGCCAUCCCAGCCUGCAGCCAGGCAGCCUCAGGUGAUGGGCAGGGGUUGCUCUCCCAGACCUGGGCACUGGGAGCCCCUGGCUGCUGAGAUUUCUGAUCCCGGAUUGUACGGGAGGGAGGGGGAAUGUCUCUGCUGUUCUUCAUUCAAGUGUCAACAGAACUGGGUGAAGUAAGAUUAAAAAUAAAAUAUUAAGGACAAUUGGAGGCUACUGAAAGGAUUCCCACAGCAUAAGCUGUGACCUAGGAGGUAACACUGCCCUCUGCUUCAGGUAGCAGUUCAGCAAGAGUUGAAGCUCAAGCCUCCAGAUGCAUGACCACCUCACCAGUCCAUUUCCUGCAUGUCUGACCCUCGGCAGGCUGCAGUCCCUCUGUACAGCCCCGCUCUGUUGUUUCUAACAACUCUCAAGCUAUGCUGGUAGAAGAAAGCACAACAUGGAGGGGAAAUCCAACAGUGUUCUUGUGUGAUCCUUAUCAUUUAUUCUUGCUCAAAAUAAAGUCCAGGUCAGCCUGGGAGCUUUGCAAAGCCAUCAUUUGCCCACAUGUGCUGCUGGUGGCAUGCUCCAGAGGAAAGGAGGAAGAAGCAGAACCGGGUUCUGAGCAUAUACCUCAGCCCUUGGUUGCCAGCAGGUACUUCCCAACAGCAGGAAACAGCCUCAGGCAACAGCUAGAGGGAGGGAAGGUGGUGGCCAGCAGCACAGCCCCUCUCCCAGAGCACUUGGGUUCAAAGAGCACCAAGUGCUCUGCAGUCCUUAAAUAAACAACUCUCAAAAAGUUAGUUUGUGUGCAGUGGGGAGGGGGACAAGGAUGAAGGAUUUGCUCUGCUAGGGCCCCACAUGUCAACAAUUUCUCUGCUUUGUGUAUUUUGGCCAAAGCACUUACCAUGAUAAAUGAAUAAAGGAAAAUGGCAAGCCCAG
This is a messenger RNA of Meleagris gallopavo (turkey), 1782 nucleotides long. The record is from RefSeq and is a predicted model, not a curated record. NCBI's taxonomy places the organism in Eukaryota, Metazoa, Chordata, Aves, Galliformes, Phasianidae.